Chara braunii is the source of this 1657-nucleotide messenger RNA. The record is from the annotation of a GenBank genome assembly. Lineage: Eukaryota; Viridiplantae; Streptophyta; Charophyceae; Charales; Characeae.
UCGUUUGGCACAGAGCAUCAUCAACUACUGCGUGAUUGUGUACAUGGAUGGCAUCCUAGUGUAUUCGAGUUCCUACGAGGGACACGUGCAGCACAUCGAAUGGGCACUGCAUGCGUUACGAGAUGCAGGUUUCAAGGUGGCGCUGGAGAAGUGUCAGUUUUUCCUCACCACCAUUUCUUUCCUAGGGCACGUGGUGACAGACAAGGGACUCCAACCGGACCCGCAGAAGGUGGCAGCUGUCAGGGACGCGCCAGUGCCUACCACUAUCACGCAAGUUCGCGCCUUUCUGGGCCUAGCCUCGUAUUACCGAAGAUUUAUCAAGGGCUUCACAACGAUUGCGGGACCCCUCACAAAUCUUCUGCGCAAGGAUCAGUCGUUGAUCUGGACGCCGGAGUGCGAUCAAGCGUUUUCCAAACUCAAGGCUGCUCUCAUUUCGGCUCCGGUCCUUAUAAGACCAGAUCCCGAAAAGCCUUUUGUUCUCAUCACCGACUGGCAGCCAGAGGCGAUUUCGGCGAUCCUUGCCCAGGUGGGACCAAGCGGACUCGAGAGUGUGGUGGAGUAUGCGUCCAAAUCAGUACCCGCCUGCAAGCGCAACUACGCCGCUCCGACGGGAGAAUGCUAUGCGACUCUUUGGGGAAUCAGUCACUUCUGUGCUUACCUGUACGGACGAAAAUUCACCCUGGUGACUGAUCAUGAGCCCUUGUUGGCUCUGAAGAAGUCGAAGGAUUACUCGGGCAUGAUCGGGCGAUGGGCAACGGUGUUGCAGAGCAUGGACUUUGACAUUCGUCAUCGAAAGCACGAGAGACACGGGAAUGAGGACGGGCUGACACAAUUGCACCAACCUGAGAAGGUUCCAAAGGGUGAGGAGGUGAUUCCGUGGAACGAACCCGAGCAGAAGAUUGGACCUCGGUACGGCCAAGAGCUCAUCGCACUGAUCGUGCAAUUGGCGGACGAUAUCUCGCCCGACAUAUACUUUCAGAGCGACAACAGUCCUCCUCUGUACAUUUUCGAGCGAUCCUUGGAUCCGUACCUUCAGUGGACUUCGUACUUGGAGGAACCUAGGGACGAGGAUACGCUACCAUCGCCGCAGGAGUAUCUGAAGCCGUACGAGAUCAUCCCUUAUGCCUUCUACCCGAGGGCAGAAGAAGUGGUGAUUGACGACGACGACGACGAAGAAGAAGACGACGACGAGGAGACAUCGGAGAAGGGAAGCCAUAGUGAACAUAGCGAGGGCGAGCUGAGUGAGGAGGAAGAGGAAGAAGAAGGGACCGGGUCCGAGUGUGAAGCCCCGCCGGAGGAAGCGACGCGUACGGGAACGGAGGCGGAAGAUCCGGAAGCGGCGCGAAAGCGCGAAGAGAUUGCCUCCGGAAAGCCCCAGCUAGAGUUCGCUAGCAAGGCUAGCCUGCGCAUCGGUAGCGAUCCGACCAGGGAUCCAGAGCCACCGAGGCCCGAAGAUGGCGACCCUGCAGCCGCCACCUCAAGUACCGCGCGACAGAGAAGGCGCCGAUCCCCCUCCUCCUCCAACCCCACCCGUCCCCCUGUUCGCCCACGUACCAAUGCGGGCGAUAGGCCUUCGACCUUGGACGCUACCCCGCUGACCCCUUGAUUUUCUCACCCUCGAGCAGAUCUGUACCCCCGUCACCUUCCCUUCCCAUCC